Molecule: messenger RNA, 1009 nt
Organism: Chrysoperla carnea
Lineage: Eukaryota; Metazoa; Arthropoda; Insecta; Neuroptera; Chrysopidae
Gene: Sirt4
Product: NAD-dependent protein deacylase Sirt4
Exons: 3
Coding region: 74-1000 (308 amino acids)
Molecular function (GO): NAD-dependent protein lysine deacetylase activity; NAD+ binding
Source: RefSeq, a predicted model, not a curated record
UUACAUAAUUUCGAUUGCAAUACAAAACUGUCAAACAUCUGUCACUUUGACGUUUGAUCUUUUUGAAAAAAUAAUGCAUUUAUUACGUAUCAAUCCAAUUUUUUUGAAUACAUGUGUACGAAAUUUAUCAAAUUUUAGUUGUGUACCUAAAUACGAUCCAGUAAAUGAAAUUGAUUUAGUAAAAUUAAAAGGAUUCUUAACCAAUCAUAAAAAAAUAUGUGUUUUAACUGGGGCAGGGAUUUCCACAGAAUCAGGAAUUCCAGAUUAUAGAUCAGAAGGAGUUGGAUUAUAUGAACGUACUAACCAUAAACCGGUACAGUUUCCAGAUUUUAUACGAUCAGCAGAAGUUCGUCGCCGUUACUGGGCACGUAAUUAUGUCGGAUGGCCUGGUUUUUCGCAGCGUCAACCGAAUAUUAAUCAUAAAAGUGUAUGCGAUUUAGAAUUAAAAUAUGGAAAAACUUCUGUGAUAAUAACACAAAAUGUGGAUAAAUUGCAUCAUAAAGCUGGAUCGAAAAAUGUUAUAGAAUUGCAUGGGAGUGGUUAUAAAGUGAUUUGCUUAAAAUGUGAUUAUAGCGUGGAUCGACAUGAAUUCCAAAAUACGUUAAAUCAAUUAAAUCCUAAUAUGGUUGCAACAUCACAUGCUAUUCGACCUGAUGGCGAUGUUGAAUUAUCACAGGAACAAAUUGAAAGCUUUAUUCUGCCCGAUUGUCCAAAAUGUACAUACGGAAUGCUAAAACCAGAUAUUGUAUUUUUUGGUGAUACAAUACCACGAGGACGAGCUGUAUCCGUUACAAACAAUGUGGAGGAGAGUGAUGCUUUAUUAGUUUUAGGAUCUAGUUUAACUGUUUUUUCAUCGUAUCGAAUUGCAUUACAAGCAUCUGAAUUACAAAUACCAAUUGCAAUUGUAAAUAUUGGAAAAACACGAGGUGAUCAUUUAGCUGAUAUUAAAAUUUCUACAAAAUGUGGAGAUAUUUUGUCACAGGCUUGUUCUGAAUUGUAAAAAAAAUAA